Acaulospora morrowiae is the source of this 258-nucleotide messenger RNA. NCBI's taxonomy places the organism in Eukaryota, Fungi, Glomeromycota, Glomeromycetes, Diversisporales, Acaulosporaceae. The record is from the annotation of a GenBank genome assembly.
AAAAAAACGCAUCCGCCGUUACGAUCCACAUUCGUUGGUUAUCCCCGUCAAAGUAAGACGGAACGCUUGGGUCCAGAACAUAGGUUAUUUCAACGACGCGUCAUCAUUUUUUCUCACCGUCAUCGCGUUCUACCCGAGAUCGGUUGGCCACAUGGACUAGAUGACCUCGGUACCUCUCAGUUGGCAACGACGAGCGGAUCAACUAUCGUCGUGGAAACACCUUGUGCACGUCAUGACUCAUCAAAGGUUGAGGGAUAG